AUGCCUUCAGAAAAAACCUUCAAACAAAGAAGGACAUUCGGUAGGUGAAAUAACUGCCUGUUUGAUUAACCCAGAGAAGACGUCGACAACUUUACAAGUACUGGACAGCUUUACAUACGAGACAGUAGUGAGUGAAAUGUUCAGACAGCUGCAUUGAAACCAACAUGCUCGUUUUUUGGAUUUUAUGAGGCAGCGAGCAUUGGCCCUCCUCGUAAUAAGCUUACCAACGCGUAUGAAGGUUUUCUUCUGUAAACCACAAGUUUGAGGGGGGAAAAACGACACGGGUCUGUGACAGUCAACUUAUUUGUCGUUGAAAAAGAAACGAAACUGAUAGCGUAGAUAAAAGCUUGUUUAAAGACUAGUUUAGAAUCGGGUUGUGCUCUGCGUGGCCGUCGGUGGAUGAGCGUCUGCGUAUUUUUAUUUCUAGCAGUGGGGACAAAACAAAAUGAUGUCGAAACGCAGAGCAGAGGGUAAAACUGCAGCAGGAUCAGGGAACUGGGCAGUUUAUGAAAGAGAAAAUAUGAGUUAAAAGACAGAAUCGACCCAAUGUAUACCUAAGGGAGAAAAAUGUGGCCUUUUUCCUUUCCCCAGUUUCUUACCUUUUUUUAUUGGUCUCGAUCAUAGCCUACGAAAUAAGCUGUUACACUUACCCAGCUCACAUUGUCAAAUAACUAAUAAGUUUGCCCAACUUUGUCAACCCACUGUGUUUUAAAGGUGACUUCAGAAGUAGUUAAAGGCUUGAAGAAACUGAUUUCCACUUCAAUGUCACGUUAUUGGUCCUAAUUUACACACAAGCGCACGUGAGCGGCCAGACAGCAGAAAGGAAACACAGUGUCGCAUGGGAAGUUUUUUUCCUUUUUUUUCCGGGUACACAUUUGCUGCAAACAGACUGUAGAGGUGUCACAUAUUGACACACACGGGACCUGAGGCUUUUCUGCACGGUGCAUGUUUGCAGUUAUUAGUAACCUGUGUUUUUCUUUGUUGUGUCACUGUUACACACAUCAGGACCAGAAUAUUUGGCAUUUCACUGUGUCCUUUGUCUUCACUAGGCCUGGUUUAGUUAAGACCAAGUUGAAGUCUUAGGUGCCAAACAGUGAGUCAUAUCUCUGUAACAGAUCCUGGCAUGACUUCAGAAACCACAUGGAAUCUCCCAGUUACAUCAUCCCAGAAACUCAUAGAAAAUUUAAAGAGUCAUUAGCUUCCUCUUAUUAUUUGUUCCAGAUUUAUUUGACCAUGACUCACAAACUGAAAGGCCCUCAGCCUGGUCAUGUGAUACAACUGAGUCAGCCCAUCCCAGGAGCAGAGCUCUUUGGGCUGUUUGCCAAAAGACAGAGCUUGCCCCCUGAUUGAUAUGUUGUCAAAGAACAAUAGCCUCAGUUGCUUUGGGGAUAAAAACAAUGACCUCAAAAAGCAAAACAUCUUAUAGUUGGUAAAAUUAAAUGGCCCCAUUAGCCAGUACAAAAUAGUCUUUUUUUGUCAAACAUUUUGUGGUGGCAUGUCACAAGACUGGAUGACAGUAUCCUUCAGUGUAUAUCUGACAUCUGACAAGAGCCUGUGAACUCUUUUUCAUAAUCUAUUUGUGGAAAACCAACACUAAGGUUUAUUUUCACAGGAAAUGUUAAAUGUUUUAUUUUACUUUUAAGUUGAAAGCCCAAAGAAGAUGAUAGUGAUAUUGACUUAUUUAAGUUGACUUCAUUAUUCUGAUGAGACCAGCCAACAGCCGAGUACAAAGUGCAGUAAAGCCAAACUGUCAUAGUUUUCUCCUGUUACAGAUUACUUCAAAUAAAAUCAGACCUCAGAAAAGGGGGCUUUAUUCUUGGUGAUUGAUUGGUAAGUGAUUUACCUGAUCAGUGACUGAAGUGCUGUCUUUUGAAUGUAAGGGGGAAACCACUUUUGAAAAUGUCAAUACUUGGCAAAAAGUCUUUAAUGUGAGUUUUAGUGUGUGUAAACUCAACACACUGGAGUUAUUUCCUAAAACAAAAGUGAACCAUAAUCGAUAAUCAGCUAUUCACAAAUGUGGGUAAAGCAUGAAUGGAUUUUAGAAAAGCCCAUUAUGAUUUCACCAGAGUGCCUGAUUGGGCUAAUCGGUCAGACAACUGCAGCCUUAUCAGAAAGUUUUAAUUCUCUUUCAUAUAAAAUUUCAAAACUCAAUUUGUGAUGUUUUCACCACGUUUGUUAUCAACUUGUUUUGAAAAGCUGUGAUUAGUCAUCCACUCUUAAUGGACUAGACAUUUUUCUAGAUCUAGAUUUUGGUGGACUGUAUGAUAAUAGCAUUGUUAAAACAGAGCUGUUAAACAUGAAAACACGUUGGCUGGUGCUCCUGCUGCUGCAAGCUCACCAAAUGUAUUUGAUUCAAGUUGGAAAAAAAAAACAAAUGAAAAAAUCCCAGCUUGGUUGGGUCAGCAAAGUUUUUUUUCCAAUCUGUGUUUUUUCAUUAACUUAAGCCUAAUGUUUGUUUGUUUUUUGGCCCACAGAUCAGAGAGUAGAAGAUGUGAGACUGAUUCGAGAACAACACCCUAACAAGAUACCUGUGAGUCCCAUCACACAUUCACAUACAACGGUUGCUUAAUAACCAAAGCUUGUGUGCAGUUAUACACUUUGGUGGAAACUACAAGUGCAAAACUGUAUUAUCAUGAUGUGCCGAACAGCAAGCAGGAAGACGAACUGCAGCGGAAACUGUUACCACAUGUUUCCUGAAUGACUUAUGUGAACUCAUAUUUUUCCUCAUGUAAUAUGUUGACACAUUUUUAAACUUUGGACUUUGACUAAGAAAAACUUGGAUGCCUUCAAAGCAUGGAGAAUCCAAACACAUUAAACAUCACAUAAGACAAAGAUAACUAUCCCAAAUAGUAGCUGUCAUUAGUAUUAUAUCAAAACCACUUCAGACAUAGAAGACAAAUAUUCACAGAAGUCCAAAGUGAUUUUUGUAAAUGUCUUCUCAGUCUGAUGCAUGUGUUAAAACUUAUUUAAAGUUGACAAUUCACUGAAUACAGUCACUACAAAAGUUGUUUCAGUCUUCGAGGUGGGUGUGACUGCAUCUCAUCUGCUUAUCAGUCAGAUGUCAGUGAGCCUAAGAAACGACUUAAAAACAAAGCUCAGUGUUUCACCUACUUGUUCCAUUAGUUUUAGAUACAGUGUCGGCACAGUCCUCCAUCUGCUGCCUAGAAAACAAAGCCUCUUCUCAAAUUAAAAGCCUUCAAGUGUGUGUGUGUGUGUGUGUGUGUGUGUGUGUGUGUGUGUGUGUGUGUGUGUGUGUGUGUGUGUGUGUGUGUGUGUGUGUGUGUGUGUGUGUGUGCGCACAUUUUUUUUGUGUGAGCCACUGGGGUUAUUCAAUUCACAGCGAGUGUGGAAACCAAAGGCAGAUGCGCUGUAUCUCUGUAAUAUAACUCCGUGAGCACAGUCACCCUGGGGUGGAGCCUGUGAAGGAAGGGAAAGCAGAAACUGUCCUGCCUCACAAACAUUAUUCCUGCUUUUUCACUAAAUUUUGCACUAGCUAAACUUAAUAAUUAAAUGGUCAUAUUAUUUAGUUUUAUCAUUUUAGAUUUUAGAUUUGACACUUAUUCGUUACAAAUCUUAAAUCUACAAACAUUGGCUGAAAAAGCUUUCAUUUAUUAAGUUUUUCUUUAUACAAUAUAUUAAUGACCUAACUGAUCUAUUAUCAGUGUUUAUUACCUUCACUGGGCACCUGUGGCUCAGUUGGUAGAGUUGGUUGUCUCCUGAAUGGAAGGUCUGGGGUUCGAUUCCAGAGCUGUCUCUAUGCCGAUAUGUAAUUUGGCAAGACACUUGACCCUGUCUACCCCUGCCGGCUGUGCCCAGUGUGUGAAAGAGUGAAUGUGACAUGUGAUGUAAAGCUCUUUGAAUGUUCAUAAGACUGGAGAAAGUGCUCUGUAAACCUAGUUCAUUUACCAUUAAUGUUUUACUUUUCUUUACUUGAGGGAUGUCUUUUCUGAAAACUGUCAAGACAAUUAGAAAAUCUAUCUUUGCAGAUCUGCACCCAGGAGAAGGCGAGGUCAAGUGUCAUUUAUUGAGGGUGUGUAUGUGUCUUCUGUAGGUGAUCAUUGAGAGGUAUAAAGGAGAAAAGCAGCUUCCCAUACUGGACAAGACCAAAUUCCUGGUGCCCGACCACGUCAACAUGAGCGAACUCAUCAAGAUUAUCAGGUAGACCUGAGUCUUUCUGCUUCACAGCCUUUUUCUUUAAUUUCUUUCUUCCCCCUUCAUGCCUAUUCUUGUGUCUAUUCUGUGUACCCCCUGAGAUACUUCAUAGUUUUGACCCGCUAUCCUUUACUCUUUAAUAUUUCUUCCUUUUCCUCAAAUCAUUGUUUUCAUUUUUACCUCCACCCCCUCUCCACUUUCUUCUCUAUUUCAUUUUCACUGUCUAUCCUUUCCUUUCUUGUCCAAUCUACCUUUUUUCUCCCUUCCUCUAAUGGGGCGCUCAUACCAAGCACGAGUAAAAUCAUCUCCUCGCUUAAUUUGCGCCAAUCUAGACACGUGAAUGAAUAGUAAUUACUUACUUCAUUUGUAUGUUUAUAGCCGUUUAUGCUAAUUUCAACGGUAAUCCCUGCCAAUUCAACCGUUGGGAUCAAGUGAUAGACAAAGGUUUUUUACAAUUUACCAGGUAAUCCGACCUCCUCACUCACCUGCCUCCAGGUGAGCUCCUUUUUAUUCUGGUUACGGUAAUUGAAAGAAAAGGUAUUGUAUAAUUUGGGGCACCCACACCCACACACCAACAUGAUCAGUUUGUCCUCCAUUUUAGAUACCAGUGAACAACCGUCCAUUUUCAUACUUCUUGCUAACUGGUUAUCGCAACGUGAAUGUCCGCCCAAAUUGUGACAUUUUAAGAUCCCACCCAAUUCGCGUCAUUCAUGCUGCCAGAUUAAUAGGAGCGUCUGAUCACGUCUUUGCAUUGACUUAACAUGUAAUUCAGUCACAGGAAUGAUCUUACCUGUGCUUGGUGUGUGGAGCCAGUUAGUCUCUUCAAUAUACUGUACAGCUCUCUCCUCACUCCUCUGCCAUCUUUCUUCUGUCCACCAGGAGGCGCCUCCAGCUAAACUCCAACCAGGCCUUCUUCCUGCUGGUCAAUGGCCAUAGUAUGGUGUCAGUGUCAGCUGCCAUCGCAGAGGUUUAUGAACGAGAGCGGGAUCAAGAUGGCUUCCUUUACAUGGUGUACGCCUCCCAGGAGACCUUUGGGGCUAUCAGGACCACUCAGUGA
Xyrichtys novacula (pearly razorfish) is the source of this 5209-nucleotide messenger RNA. Lineage: Eukaryota; Metazoa; Chordata; Actinopteri; Labriformes; Labridae. The record is from the annotation of a GenBank genome assembly.